Messenger RNA from Lutzomyia longipalpis, 408 nucleotides. Its product is annotated as protein GVQW3-like. The transcript has a single exon. Lineage: Eukaryota; Metazoa; Arthropoda; Insecta; Diptera; Psychodidae. The coding region runs from base 1 to 408 and encodes 135 amino acids. The record is from RefSeq and is a predicted model, not a curated record.
AUGCCCAAUUUCAAGAUUGAGCAACGGAUAAAUAUAAAAUUUCUCGUGAAAUUGAAAUACUCAGCCCAGGAGAGCUUCAACAUGCUCAAAGAAGUCUACGGGGCGGAUUGCCUGUCGAAAUCUCAGGCUUUUGAGUGGCACAAGAAGUUCCGCGACGGCUGGGAGAGUGUUGAAGAUGGCCCACGACCGGGACGUCCAUCGACGGCACGUAGCGAGGAGAAUAUUGAGCGUGUACGACAAAUUAUGGAGGAUAAUCCGACCUUGAGCAUAAAAGCCAUCUCGCGGAUGAUUGAGUUGCCCAAUGAAUCCGUACGGAGGAUCGUCAAGGAGCUACGUGGGGACUCGUGGGUGCCUGAGAGGCCACCGAAGAAGCUCAAAAUUGAAAAUUGUGAAGAAUUUAAGGACUGA